Hyaloscypha bicolor E is the source of this 300-nucleotide messenger RNA. RefSeq lists its product as uncharacterized. The transcript has a single exon. Gene Ontology annotation, cellular component: nucleus. The annotation marks the transcript as partial. Gene Ontology annotation, molecular function: RNA polymerase II cis-regulatory region sequence-specific DNA binding; DNA-binding transcription factor activity, RNA polymerase II-specific. Gene Ontology annotation, biological process: positive regulation of transcription by RNA polymerase II; mitotic cell cycle. The record is from RefSeq and is a predicted model, not a curated record. Lineage: Eukaryota; Fungi; Ascomycota; Leotiomycetes; Helotiales; Hyaloscyphaceae.
AGAGGGCCGUGGUCGCAAGCCGAGGAUGCCUAUUUGGCACAGCUCGUUCAUACUCAGGGAGCGAUGAAUUGGGUUCGAAUCGCACAACUCCUUGGAAGCAGAUCGCCAAAGCAAUGCCGGGAACGGUAUCACCAGAAUCUCAAGCCAUCCCUGAACCAUGAGCCAAUCAGCCCGGAAGAAGGACUCCAAAUUGAAAGGAUGGUAGGAGAAAUGGGUAAACGCUGGGCCGAGAUUUCUAGGAGGCUUAACGGACGAAGUGAUAUUGCUGUCAAGAACUGGUGGAAUGGGAGCAUGAAUAGG